AUGGCCCUUCGAAUGCCGCUUAUAGACGUUGUACACAGGACUCUCCUAUUUGGCCUCAUCGGAAUGGGUGCAGGUGGCAUCGUGUUGGGGUAUUCGUCUCAGCUGGUGAGAGAGAUGGAAAUUCAGAAAGAGGCGGCUCUUGCAGACGGUAAACAGAUCGAAGAUGAGAAGGCUCUCGCAGAAGCCGCUCAAAGAAUCCCCAAGUCUCGGAACACCUGAUUACAACUGUUCUUUGUUAUCUUCGGCUCACUGUGCAGGUCCUCACUCACCACAAGCUAUGCAAAUGCACCUUACUUGAGCUUUAAUUGCUUUGUGCACUGCAGCUCGACAAUACGUCAAAAUAAUUACGAAUUGCAUACUCCCACUCCUCAAGAAUUGGCAGCACAAAAAGCUGUACAUUGAUGCUGCUUCAGGCUGAACCACCAUCUAUUAAGGAGGAACCAAUGAGUCCGUUUCUUACUCACUGUUGGUAGAUUCUCCUGUCAACGCAUCACACCCAUUUGCUUUGCGUUGAAUCGUGCUCUCGAUCAGACCAUAGCUUCUUUUGGAUCUUAAACAACUU
Molecule: messenger RNA, 562 nt
Organism: Fomitiporia mediterranea MF3/22
Lineage: Eukaryota; Fungi; Basidiomycota; Agaricomycetes; Hymenochaetales; Hymenochaetaceae
Exons: 4
Coding region: 1-219 (72 amino acids)
Source: RefSeq, a predicted model, not a curated record